Molecule: messenger RNA, 2802 nt
Organism: Colletotrichum karsti
Lineage: Eukaryota; Fungi; Ascomycota; Sordariomycetes; Glomerellales; Glomerellaceae
Product: DNA repair protein
Exons: 2
Coding region: 1-2802 (933 amino acids)
Biological process (GO): double-strand break repair via homologous recombination; resolution of meiotic recombination intermediates; double-strand break repair via single-strand annealing, removal of nonhomologous ends
Cellular component (GO): nucleotide-excision repair factor 1 complex
Molecular function (GO): single-stranded DNA endonuclease activity; single-stranded DNA binding; damaged DNA binding
Source: RefSeq, a predicted model, not a curated record
AUGUCAGCCAACGCUCCUCAGCCGGUCAAGCUUUCGCUUCCUCUUGGAUAUCAGCAGAGUCUGUUCCAGGAGCUGAGAAACGAAGAUGAGCUCGUUGUGCUCGCCCGCGGCCUGGGGCUGAUGCGACUCGUCACCAAUCUGCUUCAUUCCUAUGAUGCGGCGGGGAACAACUUGAUUAUCCUCGUUGGCGCUGAGGACCGCGAAAACAACUGGAUCGGCGAGGCCCUCGCCGAGCAUGCCGCCAUCAGCAUGUCCCCCAACGCCAGGGGGCUCACCGUGGUCAACACCGACUUCACCAGCGUUGGCGCUCGAGAAAAGUUGUAUGCUCGCGGCGGCAUCUUCAGCAUCACCUCGCGCAUUCUCGUCGUUGAUCUUCUGACCAACUUGCUCGACACCGAGAAAGUCACCGGCCUACUCGUUCUUCACGCCGAUCGCGUUGUCGCCACAUCUCUGGAAGCCUUCAUCCUGAGAAUCUAUCGACAGAAGAACAAAGCCGGCUUUCUCAAGGCAUUUGCCGACAACCCCGAUCCCUUCUCGACCGGCUUCUCACCAUUGGCCACGAUGAUGCGAAAUCUUUUCUUAAGAAAAGCAUCAUUGUGGCCGCGCUUCCAUGUCACAGUAGCAGAGUCGCUAGAGGGCAAGAAGACGGCGGAGGUCAUUGAGCUGAACAUUACUAUGAGCGAUGCCAUGCGCGAUAUCCAAAACGCCGUCUUAGAGUGUGUCGAGGUCAGCAUUCACGAGCUAAAGAAGGGGAACACGGGCCUGGAAAUGGAGGAUUGGAACCUCGACAGCGCCUUACACAAGAACUUUGAUGUCAUUAUCAGAAGACAACUUGACCCAAACUGGCACAGGGUCAGUUGGAAAACACGACAGAUUGUCAACGACUUGAGCGUUCUUCGUGGGAUGCUGUCGUCCGUCUUGGCACUUGAUGCCGUAUCCUUUUUGCAACAUCUCGACACAAUCCACGCAGCACAUUCACCACCUCCGGGCUCCACGAGACAAAAUCAGUCACCCUGGCUGUUCCUUGACGCAGCGCAGACCAUCUUUGAGACGGCCAGACGCCGCGUCUACGCUGCUAGCGCGAAAGCUGCAACUGCAGAUGCAAAUAUCGACUCCUUGCGACCAGUCCUCGAGGAGCAACCAAAAUGGGCUUGGCUGGCGGAUGUCCUGACAGAGAUUGACAACAGCAUGCACUUCGACCCUCCAGCCCGCGACGACUCUAAUGGCACAAUCCUAAUCAUGUGCGGUGACACCAACACGUGCCGCCAGUUGCGCGACUACCUUCAAACAAUGCACUUCAAGCCGAAAGUGGAGAAGAACCCAUCCGAGGAGGACGACGAGGACGCCGAUCAGCCAUCAGCUUCCUUCAUGAUGAGGAGAAAGCUACGAAACUAUCUUCGAUGGAAAAAAGAAUUCGCUCAGGUCAAUGCAACACUCUUCUCCGAGAACCAAAAGGCGCUCAACGGCGCAACCGACAGAAAUGGCCAGCCGCUCAGGGGCAAGCCGUCAAAUAAACGGAGGCGUAUGAGAGGCGGCGGAGCCGGGGGCGGCGCGUCAACCAGAGCUGAGAAUGGCAGCAUUGCUCAGUUCUUUGAGCGACCGGCGGAAGUUGAGGAUCUCAUGGCUGAGGUCCAGAUCACCGCGGAAGAGGCGGAACAGAAGCCGGAGAUUGUCACUGACCCACUGGAGAACAUGGAGGAUUACUACCAGCUUUACGAUAUGCAGGAUCUCGUCGUCAUUCAUGCUUACGACGGAGAUCACGAUGAGCACGUUCUGGAGGAGGUGAAGCCACGGUACAUCAUCAUGUACGAGCCCGAUGCCGCCUUCAUCCGUCGAGUCGAGGUCUACCGGUCGUCACACAACGACAGAAAUGUCCGUGUGUACUUCCUAUACUACGGCGAAUCCGUCGAGGAGCAACGCUAUCUUUCCAGCGUGAGACGAGAGAAAGACGCAUUCACGAAACUCAUCAAGGAGCGGGCGUCCAUGUCAUUGGUCAUGACGGUAGACCCUCACGGUGUCGAAGAUCCUCAAGAAGCAUUCCUCCGCACCAUCAACACCAGAAUCGCCGGCGGCGGUCAUCUAGCUGCCACAGCACAACCGCCGCGUGUAGUAGUCGACGUUCGAGAGUUCCGCUCGUCACUUCCAUCCCUACUUCACGGACGAUCUAUGAUCAUCGUACCCUGCAUGUUGACAGUGGGAGACUACGUGCUCUCGCCCAACAUCUGCGUCGAGCGCAAGUCCAUCAGCGAUCUCAUCUCCUCCUUCAAGGACGGCCGCCUCUACGCGCAGGCCGAGACCAUGUUCCAGCACUACAAGAACCCAAUGCUCCUCAUCGAGUUCGACCAGAACAAGUCCUUCACGCUCGAACCCUUCGCAGACCUAUCCGGCAGCCUGAACAGCAUCGCGCCCACGAACGUUUCUUCGGACCUGCAGUCCAAGCUCGUGCUCCUCACCCUCGCGUUCCCGAAGCUGCGCAUCAUCUGGUCCUCGUCCCCGUACCAGACGGCCGAGAUCUUCGAGUCGCUCAAGUCGCAGGAGGACGAGCCGGAUCCCAUCGCCGCGGUGCGUGCGGGUCUCGACAAGGAUAUGAAGGCGGAGGACCAGUCCUUCAACCUGGAGCCUCAGGAGAUGCUGGCCGCGGUGCCGGGUGUCAAUCCCAAGAACAUUAUGCGGCUCGUGCUAGCGACGGAGAAUGUAAGAGAGGUUGCGAAUCUGAAUGAGAAGGAACUCGAGCCCAUGGUAGGCAAGGAAGCCGGGCGGCAAAUUUACGGAUUUUUCAACCGUAACGUACUGGAAGAUUAG